AUGCGCGUCCUGGUCCUAGUAGCAUGCGUCGCGUGGACGCUCGCUGUAGCCCUCGCAGGAAGCGACAGCCAGGGUCAUGCUGGUGCCGACGCUAUUGCCGAUGCGCAGAUCACGCCUAAUGGCCCGCCAAUUCGUCUAGGUCAGGUCGACUUCAAUCCCGCUGCGACCCCGUCGUCGUUGUCGUCAGCAUCGCAGGGCGACGCAUCCGACGGGAUUCUUACCGCCCCAAAGACAACCUGUUCGUUCGCGCUGCGAGAGGGUGAAUCGCCGUACGCCAUCUUCGCGCCGUGCAAGCCAACGUCCACCAGUGCGCGAGUGCAGGCCGUUCUUGAAGUCGUGCUGCCGGCGGCCAUAAAGGCCGUCAAUUGGACCGCGAAGCUGUCCGGGACCUACGCGCCGUGGUUCCGCCCUUCGCACUGGUUCCUCCCAAGCGACGUGGAAUCGAUGCUUCGAAUCGCGUCGUGGUGCACCGGAUUGACCGACUUCGGCGACACGGGCUUCCUGAAGGCUCUCGCGCUCUGCGUGCACGACACGGAGAGAUACGCGAGUCUCACGCCGUUCGGCCGCAUCGCCAUCUGGCUCGACGUGCAGCGCAUGCUGCAAGGCCGGCUGCGCCUCGUCGACUGCCGCAAGCGCUUCCCGGAAAUCGAGGAGCAGCAGAUUCGCGCCCCGAUGGUCAUCUUGGGAAUGCCGCGCACCGGCACGACGCUGAUGUACAACCUCCUGUCGCUUGACUACGAGCAGUUCCGCUCGCCGCGCUCGUGGGAGUGCCGCUACGUGUACCCGCCGCCGCAGGCGGAGACCUUCCGCACGGACCCGCGCGUUGCGCUGAUGGAGGACACGCUGCGCGCAGUGCACGCGGUGAUUCCGGAUCUGCGCACCAUCCACCCGAUGUACCCGGAAGGCCCGCAGGAGACGUUCGAGCUGAUGUGCUACGGCAUGACGUCGUUUGUUAUUCCGUUCACGCACAUCAACGCGCCGACGUACCUGGAGUGGUUUAUGCGCUCCGAUAUCACCCCCACGUACGAGUUUCUCAAAUGGCAGCUCAAGUACCUCCAGUGGCGGGGACCCAAGGCGCCGCAGUGGUUGCUAAAAUCGCCGGAGCAUAUUUUCUCUUUGCGGUCUAUGCUCAAGGUGUUUCCCGACGCGCGGAUUAUCUGCACGCACCGCGAUCCCGUGAAGGUGAUUUCGUCCGCGCAUAGUCUGAUGCGGUGCUUCCGCUCGCUGACGUCGGAUCCGGUGGAUAACAGCAUGAUCGCGCCGCUGUGGGCGCCGCAUCUCGCGCGUGCGCUGGAUGACAUGAUUGACCUGCGCGAAACGGCGACGCUCGGAGCGGACAGUAGCGGGGACGAGGAGGAGGCUUUUAUCGGGGACGAGGAGAGCGCGGACGAGAGCGGGGAUGAUAGCAGCAGCAGCAGCGGCAGCAGCAGGGGAGGGGCGCGGAGCUUGACGAGCAGCAGUGGGAGGAGCAGCAGGAGCAGCGAUUGUGCUGCAAGGGAAGGGGCGCCCUCCGACGGCGUGGAUGCGUUGCAGCAGUGGGACUCGUCGUUGGCCGUGGAUGUGCGAUUCCACGAGUUUGUGCGAAACCCGAUUGGCGAAAUCAAGCGAAUUUACGCGCAUUUCGGCGACGAGCUGUCGCCAGUGGCGGAGGCCCGGAUGCAGCGGUAUCUAGACGAGGACCGGCUGGAACGGAAAGCGCACCGCCACGUGUACAAGUGGGAAGACACGUGUCUGGAUAAGGACCAGGAGAGAAAACGGUUCGCCCGGUACGUGCAAUACUUUAACGUGGCACAGGAAGGCUAG
Molecule: messenger RNA, 1803 nt
Organism: Closterium sp. Naga37s-1
Lineage: Eukaryota; Viridiplantae; Streptophyta; Zygnematophyceae; Desmidiales; Closteriaceae
Source: the annotation of a GenBank genome assembly